AUAGUAAAGACGUGUGGAUGAGCGUACGAACACAGUAGUGGGAGUCCUUCACUUGACUUGGGGGUGAGGAAAUAUAAACAAAUUGUAGAAAUUGUUUAUUGGUUUUAUGGGUUUUUAUUAAGCGUGUUGGAGGGAAUGAGAGAAAGGGUGAGCGGUUAAUCGAAGUCUCUCUCUAAGUGGUGGUAGCUUGACGAAGAAGGGUGCACAGGUUAAGCGAAUCUGCUUUGUUUUCUAGUGGGCGUAGUUUAAUCCAGUAGACAGAGAGAGGAAGAGAGAGACAGAAGGAUUUCAUAAUUUCCAUUGAUGAUCGAUGUCGAAGAUGAAGCACCUACUAAGAAAGCUUCACAUCGGUGGAGGACUCAAUGAGCACCAAAGACUGGCCGAGACCCGACCCGAGACGAGUCCGAGCACGAAUCUCAACCCGACCGCUUCUUCGCCGGCGUCGUCCACGGGUUCGGCUACAAUGGGGAGAAUCACGGCCGUUGAAUCGGUGAGUGAUCGGACGGCUGGGGACGGUGGUAGCGGUGGGGGCGUGGAUUACAAUUUCUUGGAGGAGGAGUUUCAGGUCCAGUUGGCCUUAGCGAUCAGCGCUUCGGAUCCCGAUUCGCGCGACGACCCCGAUUCGGCUCAGAUCGACGCCGCCAAGCGGAUUAGCCUCGGCUGCCCGGCUACCGUCACCGACACUCAAGGCCCCUUCGAGAUUCUCUCACUUCGCUAUUGGAGCCAGAAUGUUGUAGAUUACAAUGAAAAAGUGGUCGAUGGAUUUUAUGACGUGUAUGGAAUGACCUCAAAUUCUCUUAGACAAGGGAAGAUGCCAUUGUUGGUGGAUCUUCAAGCUGUGUCUGUUUCAGAUAAUGUUGAUUAUGAUGUCAUAUUAGUUAACCGGUUGGUGGAUCCUGAACUGCAACAACUGGAGAAAAGAGCAUACGCUGUAUCUCUAGAGUCACGGAUUUCUCAACAUGGUGUCCUUUUAAGUGGAUUAAUUCAGAAAAUUGCUGAUAUUGUUGUUGACAGAAUGGGUGGUCCAGUUGGGGAUGCUGAUGAAAUUUUGAGAAGGUGGAAAGUGAGGAGGUACGAGUUACGGAGUUCGAUGAAGACUAUCAUUCUUCCCCUUGGACUUAUUGAUGUUGGACUUUCACGCCACAGGGCGCUGCUCUUUAAGGUACUGGCUGAUAGGAUAAAUCUUCCAUGUAUGCUGGUCAAAGGUAGCUACUACACUGGUACUGAUGAUGGAGCUGUAAACUUGAUUAAAAUUGAUAGUGGAAGUGAAUAUAUUAUUGAUCUGAUGGGUGCUCCUGGAACGCUAAUUCCUGCCGAGGUGCCCAGUAGCCAGCUACCAAAUUCUUUCUUUGCCAUAAGGAGCUUUCAAGAUGCCACCGAAUUGCCCAAAGAUAUGUAUUUGUUGCAAGCUGAAGGCACUGGAACGUUGGCAGUUCCACCUGAUCUUGACAGACUUUCUAGAGUUGGCAGCUCACAGUCAGAAGAAGCAUCAUAUGUAGGUGUUCAAACAAAAAAUGAUAGAAGCGUUGUUGAAGAAAAUCAAACUGAGAGUUUGAGAAGUGAGAUUGGGACUCCUCUUAGAUCACUUCGUAAAUCAUGUGAAAGUUCAUCAGGCACAUCUGAGAAAGCCACAUCUGCGCAAAAAAGGAAAGUGAAAAAUGUGUCAAAGUAUGUCAUCAGUGCAGCAAAGAACCCAGAAUUUGCACAGAAACUACAUGCUGUAUUGUUGGAGAGUGGUGCAUCACCUCCCCCAGAUUUAUUUUCAGAUAUGAAUCCUCAAUAUCUGGAUGAAGCUAAAUUGCUUGAUCAAAUCCAUGCAAAUGGGAAACUUGUAGAUGAUGGGAUUCAUAAUUAUCUGGUUCAGUUAUUAUCAGGCAACGAGCAAUCCACUCAAGCUGCUGCUGCAGUGAGCUAUGACAAUUUUGAUAACUUUCUAAAACAAUCUGCCGUGGACUUAGCAGAGCAACGAAAUGAAUUGGAGACAAACAAUUUUUCUCUUCCCUCUGAUACUGUUGAUGAGGGAUUUGUAAUUGUUUCUGGUGGAACUAGUGAAACGACCCAGAUUGGUGCUAAAAGUUCAGAUCCUGUUCUUGUUAGUCCCCUAGGAAUGGAUUCAGAAGCUUUUCAUGAGGAUAAAAGCCAUGAACUUUCCUUAUCUAAACCAAUAGAAACAGCCAAUAGUGGCCUGUGUACUAGUUGCGAUAGUCACUAUGAGAGGUACCCAGCACUGGGAGAAGUUGCAGAGUGGGAAAUUUUAUGGGAGGAUCUUCAGAUUGGUGAGCGCAUUGGCAUUGGUUCAUAUGGUGAGGUAUAUCAUGCAGAUUGGAAUGGCACUGAAGUAGCUGUGAAAAAAUUUUUGGAUCAAGAUUUUUCUGGUGAUGCUUUAGUUCAGUUUAAAUGUGAAGUAGAAAUUAUGUUAAGACUUAGACAUCCCAAUGUUGUCCUUUUCAUGGGGGCAGUUACUCGCCCUCCCCAUUUCUCUAUCCUGACAGAGUAUCUUCCCAGGGGGAGUUUAUAUAGAUUGCUGCAUCGUCCCAAUUCUCAACUUGAUGAAAAGAGGCGAAUGCGAAUGGCUUUUGAUGUGGCCAAAGGAAUGAAUUACCUGCAUACUAGCCAUCCUACUGUUGUGCAUCGAGACCUGAAGUCUCCAAAUCUCCUUGUUGAUAAGAAUUGGAAUGUGAAGGUUUGUGACUUUGGGUUGUCACGUACAAAGCACCAUACUUUUCUGUCAUCGAAGUCUACUGCCGGGACGCCCGAGUGGAUGGCACCGGAAGUUUUAAGGAAUGAACCAGCUAAUGAGAAGUGUGAUGUGUACAGUUUUGGUGUCAUCUUAUGGGAACUGGCUACUUGCUGCGUCCCAUGGAAAGGAUUGAAUCCAAUGCAGGUUGUAGGAGCGGUUGGAUUCCAAAAUAGGCGUCUUGAAAUUCCAGAGGACAUGGAUCCAGUGGUUGCUGAGAUAAUACGUGAUUGUUGGCAAAGAGAGCCAAAUCUACGGCCUUCGUUCUCGCAACUCAUGGUCCGUCUCCGACGUCUUCAACGCCUUAUUGGAAGAACAAACUCUACAAAUCAAACGACUGAAUAACCCCAAAAAAGAAAAACUUUACCGUGUUAAUAAUUGAAGUUGAAGUUGUUCCUUGUCUCGAAGAGCGAGGGCAGCAUAUAAGUUUUUGUCUUCAAUGCAAGAAGGAAAAAGAGAAUGCUGGAUUUGGAAGUGUUGGCUCAGUCAAAGUGGGGGCUCAGCACAACCUAUACGGAACAGAAGAGUGGAAAACCCUCCUAAAUUAUUAGACUGCAUAAGAAGGGCAGUGGAGGUCCCAUUGAAGACCAGUCUCUCUAGUAGUAGUAGUAAUAGUAGGUUGUAUCAAAUCUGCAUGUAAGAAAAAAAAAAUUGUAGAAAAAAGAAGAAGAAAAAACUGAAAAAGAAAGGAAGAAAGAAACUAAUAAUUCUUAAUUCUGCUACUGUGGAGAUCUCAUUUGGGAAUUGUAAACAUCUGAUCUCUGCAUAUGUUAUUGUGAAACGAGUAAAUACAUUUGGAGGAAGAAAGAAGAAAGAGGAAGAAUUUAUGUGCAA
Messenger RNA from Prunus mume (Japanese apricot), 3571 nucleotides. RefSeq names its product Protein kinase superfamily protein. Gene Ontology annotation, molecular function: protein serine/threonine kinase activity; ATP binding. Gene Ontology annotation, biological process: protein phosphorylation. NCBI's taxonomy places the organism in Eukaryota, Viridiplantae, Streptophyta, Magnoliopsida, Rosales, Rosaceae. The record is from RefSeq and is a predicted model, not a curated record.